Molecule: messenger RNA, 744 nt
Organism: Hordeum vulgare subsp. vulgare (domesticated barley)
Lineage: Eukaryota; Viridiplantae; Streptophyta; Magnoliopsida; Poales; Poaceae
Product: barwin
Exons: 1
Coding region: 109-549 (146 amino acids)
Biological process (GO): defense response to bacterium; defense response to fungus
Molecular function (GO): RNA nuclease activity
Source: RefSeq, a predicted model, not a curated record
UCCCAUCCCAUCCCAUCCAGUUUCAGCCACCAACACGUCCAACACACACACACACACACACAAUCUAGCUUGCUUGCAGGUUGUCACUGAUCACUGCGGUCGACGACGAUGGCGGCACGCCUGAUGCUGGUGGCGGCGCUCCUGUGCGCGGCGGCGGCCAUGGCCACGGCGCAGCAGGCGAACAACGUCCGGGCGACGUACCACUACUACCGGCCGGCGCAGAACAACUGGGACCUGGGCGCGCCCGCCGUGAGCGCCUACUGCGCGACCUGGGACGCCAGCAAGCCGCUGUCGUGGCGGAGCAAGUACGGCUGGACGGCGUUCUGCGGCCCCGCCGGCCCCCGCGGGCAGGCGGCCUGCGGCAAGUGCCUCCGGGUGACCAACCCGGCGACGGGGGCGCAGAUCACGGCGAGGAUCGUGGACCAGUGCGCCAACGGCGGGCUGGACCUCGACUGGGACACCGUCUUCACCAAGAUCGACACCAACGGGAUUGGGUACCAGCAGGGCCACCUCAACGUCAACUACCAGUUCGUCGACUGCCGCGACUAGAUUGUCUGUGGAUCCAAGGCUGGCUAGCUAGCUAUGAUAAUUGCUAAGAAUAAAAGGCUAGCUAAGCUAUGAGUGAGCAGCUCGGACUGAUCCAUGCAUGGUGUUAAAUAAAAGCUAGCACGUGAUGCUGCAUUGUAUACGUGUAUACACUACGUACAUGAAACGAAAUAAAGUGGAACAGAUCAAAUGGGUUUA